AUGGGUCAAGUGCCCCAGACAAUAAUGUUAAAGGCAGUGAAGGAAGUCAAUGAAGAUAGUAAAACAAUUCGUAAAACUGCAAAUGACUAUGGACUCUCCAGAAGUGCACUCUGCAGAUAUGUUAAGAAAUAUAAAACAAACCCAGACUGUUCAUUGACACCUAAUUACAAACAUAGCAAUGUUUUUACACAUGAGCAGGAACAAAUGCUUGUUGAUUACCUGCAAAUGGCAUCUAAGAUGUUCUUUGGACUUACCCCUAUCAAGACCAGGCAACUGGCAUAUGAAAUGGCUGAACGAAAUGGCUUAAAAAUGCCAGAUCAGUGGAAAGACAAGAAGCUGGCAGAAAGAACAUGGUUGACCAAUUUCCUCGAAAGGAAUCCCAUGCUUUCCAUAAGGAGUCCAGAGGCCACCAGUUUGGCCAGGGCAUCUGCUUUCAAUCGCCAUACAGUAAAGGUAUUCUUUGACGUCCUGGAGGUGUUAAUUAAGAAACUGGGGGUGACUGGAGCUAGGAUAUUUAACCUUGACGAGUCCGGAUUUACCACAGUUCAAAAGGUCCCCAAGGUUAUUAGUGUCAAAGGACAGAAGCAGGUCGGACAAAUAACAUCAAGGGAACGUGGAGAGCUUGUAACGCUAUGUGCCAUUGUGUCGGCUAUUGGUGUUGCAUUACCACCUGUCUUUGUGUUUCCUAGAAAAAGAUACAAAGAUAUCUUCUUGACAGGUGCUCCUGAGGGGUCUCUUGGCCUCGUGUCAGACUCUGGUUGGAUGAAUGGAGGCUUGUUUCGGAGAGUAAUGGAACAUGUAAAAUACACGAACUGCUCUAGAGAUGACCCAAUAAUCCUGUCAAUGGAUAACCAUGAGAGCCAUCUUUCUGUAGAUAUGCUACAGUAUGCCAAGGAUAACGGUGUUCAUGUCAUAACACUUCCACCCCAUACUAGCCACAAGACCCAACCUCUAGACAGAUCCGUAUUCGGCCCAUAA
Gigantopelta aegis is the source of this 978-nucleotide messenger RNA. RefSeq lists its product as uncharacterized. Bases 1 to 978 code for a protein of 325 amino acids. The record is from RefSeq and is a predicted model, not a curated record. The transcript has a single exon. Gene Ontology annotation, molecular function: DNA binding. Gene Ontology annotation, cellular component: nucleus. Lineage: Eukaryota; Metazoa; Mollusca; Gastropoda; Neomphalida; Peltospiridae.